This is a messenger RNA of Gilbertella persicaria, 482 nucleotides long. RefSeq lists its product as uncharacterized. NCBI's taxonomy places the organism in Eukaryota, Fungi, Mucoromycota, Mucoromycetes, Mucorales, Choanephoraceae. Gene Ontology annotation, biological process: chromatin remodeling. The record is from RefSeq and is a predicted model, not a curated record. Gene Ontology annotation, molecular function: nucleosome binding. The coding region runs from base 26 to 460 and encodes 144 amino acids. The transcript has 3 exons. Gene Ontology annotation, cellular component: Swr1 complex.
UUUUUUUUUAUUUUUUUUUUCCUUUAUGUCAAAGCGUGUUAAAUAUACUCGUCACGAUCCAGAAGUUCACUCAAAGCGUCUAAAGCGACAACUGGAGUCAUUAGAGAAAGAUAAUCACCAACCGCUUAAUGAUGUAGAAGGUUUGAUCAGUAUUGCGCUGGCAGCACAAGAAGAAGAAGGAGGAGGUGGAGGAGGAGCCAGUUCCCGUAAAUCAAGAGGCAGAUCAAUCAAUAUUCAUUCGACCAAAGCCAAUUUGACAGCCCUUUUAGAAGAAACACCUGUCACUCCUUUUUGCUAUCAGACAUGCUCUGUUUCUCCUUCUAUAUACCCACCAAGAAACUUUUGUUCUGUAUGCGGAUUUUCAAGCAACUAUAGAUGUUUGCGUUGUGGCAUGAAGUAUUGUUCGACUCAAUGCCUUUCUACGCAUAUGGAAACUCGAUGUUUAAAAUGGACAACAUAAUAAAACUGUUUUAUUUUUGAGU